This is a messenger RNA of Aureobasidium uvarum, 373 nucleotides long. The record is from the annotation of a GenBank genome assembly. NCBI's taxonomy places the organism in Eukaryota, Fungi, Ascomycota, Dothideomycetes, Dothideales, Saccotheciaceae.
CUCAUCGUCAGCGAUGUCUAGCUUCAAGAAUCUCAUUCUCGCAUAUCUGGUACUGUCUGUCGGCGUGUCUGCUGCUCCGAAGAAGACAAAGUUCAAUUGGCAUGACACCAAGUACAUGCUAGCAUUUGGCGAUUCAUACACAUACGUGCAAGGCACUGCUGGUCACGUAAACUCGACUUUCACCGGCGACUACUUUGACUUUUCGUUCACCGAAAAUGAACUGUUGAACAACAAGAUAGUCCAGAACCAGGGUGGACCAAAUUGGGCUGAGUACCUCACAGGCUGUGGUGUUAAGCCAGACCUUACCUCACCACUCUCAUGCAAGACGCAGCUCUGGGAUUUUGCCUUCGGAGGUGCAGAUAUCUCGAUCAAA